AUGGCUUACAGGGGUGUUGGUGUUCGCUUAGCCACGGAGGGCGACCUGCUCCAGAUCCAGCGGAUCUUUGAACAUUGGGUGCUGAAGACUUCCGUCUCCUGCCUGAUUCAAAAGCCCCCGUUCAGGCUUAUCGAAUACCGCUACAAGGAAUGCGUUGAUCGGAAGCUUCCCUAUAUGGUAGCAUGCGAUCUCGAUGACCACGACCAUGUUGUCGGUUAUGCAUACGCGUCACCCUUCCGUGGGUCCAGCAUGGGAUACGGUCACACUGUUGAAAUCAGCCUCUAUGUUCAUCCACAGCACACGAAUAACGGUAUUGGGAGCAGAUUGAUCGAGCGGCUUCUCGACGCACUCCGUUUCACUAGACACAUUGCCUGGGAGUUAGGUCAUGAGUUUGAUGCGAAGGUGUAUCCAGUGAGAAAGGUGAUGGCUAUCAUGGCUGUUGACGAGACUGUUCCCGAUCAGGGUAUUCGGUUGCGAAACUGGUACCUGAAACGGGGUUUCGAGGAGGUGGGAAGACUCAAAGCUGUUGCUUUCAAGAGAGGCAGAAUGUAA
Messenger RNA from Cladophialophora bantiana CBS 173.52, 552 nucleotides. RefSeq lists its product as uncharacterized. The record is from RefSeq and is a predicted model, not a curated record. Bases 1 to 552 code for a protein of 183 amino acids. Gene Ontology annotation, molecular function: acyltransferase activity, transferring groups other than amino-acyl groups. Lineage: Eukaryota; Fungi; Ascomycota; Eurotiomycetes; Chaetothyriales; Herpotrichiellaceae. The transcript has a single exon.